Molecule: messenger RNA, 1890 nt
Organism: Nothoprocta perdicaria
Lineage: Eukaryota; Metazoa; Chordata; Aves; Tinamiformes; Tinamidae
Gene: TBX3
Product: T-box 3
Exons: 7
Coding region: 91-1890 (599 amino acids)
Biological process (GO): positive regulation of cell population proliferation; regulation of transcription by RNA polymerase II; heart looping
Cellular component (GO): nucleus
Molecular function (GO): RNA polymerase II cis-regulatory region sequence-specific DNA binding; DNA-binding transcription factor activity, RNA polymerase II-specific
Source: RefSeq, a predicted model, not a curated record
UUUCCUUCCCUCCCCUCCCUUCUUGGCGAUGUGCUGUUAGAAUCCUCUCCAGGACUACCCCCGAAGUAGGAAGCCCGAGGCGUGGAGUGAAUGAAUAUCCCGAUGAGAGAUCCAGUGAUCCCUGGGACAAGCAUGGCUUAUCACCCCUUCUUACCUCACCGGGCCCCGGACUUUGCCAUGAGCGCCGUGCUGGGCCACCAACCCCCCUUCUUCCCAGCCCUGGCUUUGCCUCCCAACGGGGCUGCUGCCCUUUCCCUGCCCGGGGCUCUGGCUAAGCCCAUCAUGGAUCAGUUAGUGGGGGCCGCAGAGACCGGUAUCCCCUUUUCUUCCCUGGGCCACCAGGCAGCAGCUCAUCUGAGGCCUUUAAAAACUCUGGAGCCCGAAGAAGAGGUGGAAGAUGACCCGAAAGUGCAUCUGGAAGCCAAAGAACUUUGGGAGCAAUUCCAUAAAAGAGGCACGGAGAUGGUGAUUACCAAAUCAGGAAGGAGAAUGUUUCCUCCAUUUAAAGUGAGAUGCACUGGACUGGAUAAAAAGGCCAAGUACAUUUUAUUGAUGGAUAUUGUGGCGGCUGACGAUUGUAGGUACAAAUUCCAUAAUUCCCGGUGGAUGGUAGCCGGCAAAGCUGACCCUGAAAUGCCAAAGAGAAUGUACAUCCACCCGGACAGUCCGGCCACCGGCGAACAAUGGAUGUCCAAAGUCGUCACUUUUCACAAGCUGAAGCUCACUAACAAUAUCUCUGACAAGCACGGAUUUACCAUUUUAAACUCCAUGCACAAGUACCAGCCCCGGUUCCACAUCGUGCGAGCCAACGAUAUCCUCAAGCUUCCCUAUAGCACGUUCAGGACCUACGUUUUCCCGGAGACGGAAUUCAUCGCAGUGACCGCAUACCAGAAUGAUAAGAUAACUCAAUUAAAAAUCGACAACAACCCUUUUGCCAAAGGUUUCCGUGACACCGGCAAUGGAAGGAGGGAGAAAAGGAAGCAGCUGACCCUGCAGUCCAUGCGGGUGUACGACGAGCGGCAGAAGAAGGAAAACGCCACCUCGGACGAGUCUUCGAACGAGCAGACGGCCUUCAAGUGCUUUGCGCAGGCCUGUCCCGCCGCGCCGUCCGUGGGCACGUCCAGCCUCAAGGAUCUCUGCCCGAGCGAGGGGGACAGCGACGCGGACAGCAAGGACGAGGCCCUGCUGGAAGCGAACGACUCGGGCAAGAUCAGCACGACCACGGCCGGCCCCCCCGCGCCGGGCAGCUCCGCGGCGGCGRCCGACGACCCCCGCGACAAGGGGAGCAGCCCCUCCAAAGGCCACUUCUUCCCCAGCGACUCUGCGCUGAGCCGGAGCCGGGAGAGGACGGAGAAAACCCCCCCGGACUCCCGGCAUAGCCCGGCCACUAUCUCCUCCAGCACCCGAGGGGGAGGCCUGAGCGGCGAGGACCUCAAAAGCCCCCUCCGGGAAGGGCCCAAGGUGGACGAGAACCGGCUGCUGGGCAAAGAGCCCUUCGCGCCGCUCACGGUGCAGACCGAGGGCCCCGCGCACCUGAGCCAGGGACCCCUGCAGAACCUGGGCUUCCCCCCGGGCCUGGCGGGCCAGCAGUUCUUCAACCCGCUGGGCAACGGGCACCCGCUGCUGCUGCACCCGGGCCAGUUCGCCAUGGGGGGGGCCUUCUCCGGCAUGGCGGCUGGCAUGGGCCCCUUGCUGGCCACCGUGUCCGGCGCGUCCGCCGSCGUCACGGGCCUCGACAGCACCGUGAUGGCCACGGCGGCGGCUCAGGGACUCUCGGGAGCGUCGGCGGCCACUUUGCCCUUCCAUCUGCAGCAGCACGUCCUGGCCUCUCAGGUACUUGCCCCCCACUCCGUUCCCCCGUUCAACCCCAGUCCCAGCAGCGGGGGGUGA